CCGCUCUCUUUUCCGCUCGGCGAGACCCGCAGCCAUGGGCCGCCGACCCGCCCGUUGCUAUCGGUACUGCAAGAAUAAGCCUUAUCCCAAGUCCCGCUUCUGCAGAGGUGUUCCUGACCCCAAAAUCAGGAUUUUUGACUUGGGCAGGAAGAAGGCGAAGGUUGAUGAGUUCCCUCUCUGUGGGCACAUGGUGUCCGAUGAGUAUGAACAAUUGUCAUCAGAAGCUUUGGAGGCUGCCCGGAUCUGUGCCAACAAAUACAUGGUGAAGAGCUGUGGCAAGGAUGGCUUCCACAUCAGAGUGCGCCUCCAUCCCUUCCAUGUCAUCCGCAUCAACAAAAUGUUGUCCUGUGCUGGAGCUGAUAGGCUCCAAACGGGGAUGCGUGGAGCCUUUGGCAAGCCUCAGGGGACCGUAGCUCGUGUUCACAUUGGCCAGGUCAUCAUGUCCAUCCGUACCAAGGUGCAGAACAAGGAACAUGUUAUUGAAGCCCUGCGCAGGGCCAAGUUCAAGUUUCCUGGACGUCAGAAGAUCCACAUUUCCAAGAAAUGGGGCUUCACCAAAUUCAAUGCUGAUGAGUUUGAGGAAAUGGUGGCUGAAAAACGUCUCAUCCCUGAUGGUUGUGGAGUGAAAUACAUCCCCAGCAGGGGCCCUUUGGACAAGUGGCGUGCCUUACAUGCAGCAUGAGGGCCUGUCAAUAAGAUGCCCCAUUGAUUUAUUCUUGAAAGAAAAUUCAUAAGAAUAAAGAGUGUUCUCUA
This is a messenger RNA of Anolis carolinensis (green anole), 753 nucleotides long. It is a transcript of the gene rpl10, whose product is annotated as ribosomal protein L10. The record is from RefSeq and is a predicted model, not a curated record. Gene Ontology annotation, cellular component: cytosolic large ribosomal subunit; ribosome. Lineage: Eukaryota; Metazoa; Chordata; Lepidosauria; Squamata; Anolidae. Gene Ontology annotation, molecular function: structural constituent of ribosome. Gene Ontology annotation, biological process: ribosomal large subunit assembly; translation. Bases 35 to 682 code for a protein of 215 amino acids. The transcript is spliced from 7 exons.